GCGGCAGACCGUGUGUAGGAGGAAGUCGGUGUGUCCGUGUAGGUUGGGUCGUGCGUCCGCCUCCCUCUCUUCAUUUCCUGAAUCCCGCUCCUCUUCAGUCUCGGCGACCUGGGGAGACACGGACAGGCACCGAUGAGCUGAACACACCUGGAAAUGAAGCGCGAAGCUCAGCUCCACAUCGCCGCGUUCUGACGACACCCACCGAUGGGCCGAGGGCGUGGGCGGGGCUAGGAUGAGUGCCGAGAUGCUAUUGGAGGAGACGCUGAUCAAACGGUCUCAGCAGAAGAAGCGGACGUCGCCGCUCAACUACAAGGAAAGACUGUUCAUCCUCACCAAGAGCAGGCUGACGUACUAUGAUGGAAAAGCAGAGAAGAAGUUCAGGAGAGGCUCCAUCGAGCUGAGCCGCAUCAGAUGUGUGGAGAUCGUCAAGAACGGGGGAGGAAUCAUUCCCUGCCAGAACAAAUACCCCUUUCAGGUGGUGUAUGAUACCAACACACUCUAUGUUUUUGCUCCGAGUCACGACAGCAGAAGUCUCUGGGUCCAGAGCCUGAAAGACGAGAUCAAAGACAACCUUGUGGUCUUGACGAAGUUUCACCCCCAGUUCUGGCAGGAGGGGGCGUGGCUCUGCUGUCGCCAGGCAGAAAAACAGGCGCUGGGCUGCGAGGAGUACAACCUGUUCGGAGAGAUUACAAGAAAACCUUUGCCUCCGAUUCCUGGAGAGGAACGUAAAGAUGGAAGGCGGCGGCCUCCUCCUCCCCUCCCCCCGACCCCUGUGGAUGACGACGACGAUGACGACGACGACGACGACGACGGGGAUGACGACGAUGACGACGAGGAGGAGGAGGUGGUGGUGGUGGCUCUGUACAACUUCCCGGGCACCGAGCCACACGACCUGAGUCUGGUCAAAGGAGACGAGUACGUCAUCCUUGAAAAGUGCGACGUCAACUGGUACAAGGCGCGCAACAAGUAUGGCGAGGAAGGCUACAUCCCAAGUAACUAUGUAACAGAGAAGAAAUCUGGAAACCUGGUGCAGUUUGUUUGGUACAGUAAACAAGUCAACAGGAACAAGGCAGAGGAGCUGCUGAGGAAUGAGGACAAAGAAGGAGCCUUCAUUGUCAGAGACUCCAGCACCCCAGGGACCUACACCGUCUCGCUCUACGCCAAGUCUGCCGCAGUGGAGGGAGGUGCAGCUAUAAAACAUUACCACAUCAAGGAGACACAAGACCUGCCUCCUCAGUUUUACCUGGCCGAGAAACACGUGUUCAGCUCCAUCCCCGACCUGAUCGAGUACCACAAGCACAACGCAGCAGGUCUUGUAGCAAGGUUGAGGUACCCCGUAGGAAAACAUGACAAGUCUGCUCCGUCCACCGCUGGCUUCAGCUACGAGAAGUGGGAGAUCAACCCCAGCGAGCUGACCUUCAUGAAGGAGCUGGGCAGCGGUCAGUUCGGCCUGGUGAGGCUCGGCAAGUGGCGGGCUCAGCACAAAGUGGCCAUCAAGGCCAUCAGGGAGGGGGCCAUGUACGAGGAGGACUUCAUCGAGGAGGCCAAGGUCAUGAUGAGACUGUCCCACCCUAAACUGGUGCAGCUGUACGGAGUGUGCAGCCAGCAGCAUCCCAUCUACAUCGUCACAGAGUUCAUGGAGCACGGCUGCCUGCUGAACUUCCUCAGGCAGCGGCGGGGCAGCUUCAGCCUGGGGUCCUUGCUGAGUAUCUGCCUGGACGUCAGCGAGGGCAUGGAGCACCUGGAGGCCAACGGUUUCAUCCACAGAGAUCUGGCUGCCAGAAACUGUUUGGUGAACGAGGCUCUGGUAGUGAAGGUGUCCGACUUCGGCAUGGCCAGAUAUGUGUUAGACAACCAGUACACCAGUUCAUCGGGUGCCAAGUUUCCUGUGAAGUGGUCGCCUCCUGAGGUCUUUAACUUCUGCAAAUACAGCAGCAUGUCGGAUGUCUGGUCCUAUGGUGUGUUGAUGUGGGAAGUUUUCACCGAGGGUCGCAUGCCGUUUGAACAGCAUCAGAACCACGAGGUGGUUGCCUUGGUAACCCAGGGUCACCGCCUGUUCAGGCCCAAAAUGGCCUCGCCCGCCAUCUAUGACAUCAUGCAGCUCUGUUGGCACGAGAGACCGGAGGAGCGUCCGUCGUUCGUUCAGCUCUGCAUGAUGAUCUCCGACGCUCUGGAGGGUGACGUCCCUCCCCACGAACUGGCCAACUGACCGAGAAACCAGCAGCUUCCACCAUCCACCGACUGCCACGUUGGCCCCUAACUCCUGCUCCGUGGCCAUUUCUAUGCUAACCUGCCACUCUCCAGGAUGUCAUGGCAGUCGUCGUUUAACUUACUGUGCAAGAAAACGGGACAGCAACAUGGAGAACGCAGUGUAACAGUACCUAGGCUGUCUGAAGCUGACCUAUCAGAUGGAAGGGAAGGACCAGUCGCACCGGCUGUAGUCCACUCGAUCAUAUCAACAUUGGCGGACAAGUCGCCUUCGAGUUUCCUGAACAGCUGGACUGACAGCAGUGAAAACUGAAGUUACAUUCAUAACACACACAUCUGCUCCUGUCAGAUUUGUUUUAGGAUAAGUGAGACGUACAGGAACUGAUAGCGAUGUGGAAAACAUAAUAAUAGGCGUUCGUGAUGGACACAUUAGCCACCUGUCUGUGCAAAUGAAUCCAUCCAGCCGCAGUGUUUCCUCGGGGGACGUCCCCUCAGACCUGGACCUUAGGUCCCUAGGUCAGAAAUGAAAAAAGGUCAGCUACGGUAUCGAGUAAAAAAAAAAAAAAAAAAGUACUUCAAA
Messenger RNA from Xiphias gladius (swordfish), 2788 nucleotides. RefSeq names its product tec protein tyrosine kinase (gene tec). The record is from RefSeq and is a predicted model, not a curated record. The transcript is spliced from 18 exons. The coding region runs from base 233 to 2209 and encodes 658 amino acids. Gene Ontology annotation, biological process: T cell receptor signaling pathway; B cell receptor signaling pathway; peptidyl-tyrosine autophosphorylation. Lineage: Eukaryota; Metazoa; Chordata; Actinopteri; Istiophoriformes; Xiphiidae. Gene Ontology annotation, molecular function: ATP binding; non-membrane spanning protein tyrosine kinase activity; protein binding.